Didymodactylos carnosus is the source of this 4647-nucleotide messenger RNA. Lineage: Eukaryota; Metazoa; Rotifera; Eurotatoria; Philodinida; Philodinidae. The record is from the annotation of a GenBank genome assembly.
AUGGUGGAUGGGGAGAGUGAACCACGUCAACUGUUCACUCUUGUGGACAAAGCCGACGCAGACACACUACUGAAUUUUUUAAAUCCUCCUAAUAGACGUCGAUUUCGUAACCUACAAGAUGUACUUAAUUUUGAUGGCGUCAUUAAUGAUCGUAUUGAUUUUAUUGACUGCGUUAGCACAAAAUACAACGUCACCCCAUUAAUGGUUGCAUCAGGAAAAGGUUCAUUUGAAAAAGUAAAAAUUCUUCUUGUUCACGGUGCUAAUCCAAAUAAACAAUGCUUAACAAGAGAUACAGCCCUAAAUUUAGCUGUACAUCGUCAAAAAUAUCAUAUAGUCGAUUUGUUAUUACAGUAUAAUGCUAAUCCAAAUAUACCAAAUCAAUCGGGAAAAACAGCGUUACAUAGAGCUGUUGCAUCUUAUAAUGAUGAAAAUGCGAAUCAUAUACAAACAUUGUUACUUGCUGGCAGUGAUCUUUACAUGGAAGAUAAAAAUCAGCGAAUACCAAUUGAUGAAGCAGCAUUAACAAAUAAACCAGAAAUAAUGAAUUGUUUAUUAAUGUAUGAUAGAAAUUUAAUACAUAAAUGUUAUAAAGCUUGUGUUAUCGCUGCUCGUCUUGGUCAUGAUGAUUGUCUUAAAGUUUUACUGGACUAUGGUUACGAUGUAAAAAUGGUAGAUAGAACACAUACUACUCCAUUGCAUGUAGCUGUACGUUCAUUAAAAAUGUCAACUACUCAAUUAUUAGUGGCUUAUGGAGCAGACAUUAAUGUAGCAAAUAAUCGUGGUGAAACGCCACUGUCUAUUGCCGAAUAUUUAGCACCGGAACAACAACAAAUAUUCGUAAAUAUACUUCAAAAAACCAAUCGUAUAGAACGAAUUGCUCAUCCAGAAUUAUUGCUGUAUACAUCAGGAAAUAGUCAAGUAUCCGCAAUAUCGUACGCAUAUCCACUCUUACAAAGUCACUCAAAUUGGACAUUAGAUAGUGAUGAAUAUCGAAGUCGAACUACACCAGGAUCAUCCGUUCAAAAUCUUUUAGAGCCAUCGAAUGGAACAUAUUGGGCAUGUCCUCAGCCAAAAGAUGCAUGGGUCAUAUUUGAUUUGAAACAUCAAUAUAAUAUCAAUGGUCUUCGCUUAAUAGGAUGUGAUAAUGCAUCAACUCCAAAAGAAGGCAGAAUUGAUGUAUCAAAUGCGUUUAAUGGUCCAUGGUUAAAAGUGAAAGUAUUUCAAUGUCCAAUUGGAAACAGAAAUAUUCAUGAUAUAUUUUUUCAACCGGUAAAAACACGUUUUGUACGAAUAUUUAUUACGGAAAAUUAUGGUGCAGCUGAUAUACGAAUACAAGGAAUUGGUUUAUAUGGUGUUGAUAUGCAAUUAGUUAAUUUAUUAAAAGAAUUUAAAUUAGAAGAGAGUUUAAAUGCUCUAUUAGCAAGUGGUAUUAAUGAUCUAGAAACAUUAGAUGAAAAACGUGAUGAAGUAUUGAAUUCAGCGAAUUUUGUCGGUGUUAAUGAAUAUUUUCAAUUUAAAAAAUUAAUAGAAUCUAUAAAAGCACCAAAGUUAACAUAUCUCGAAUGGUUUAAUCAGCCACAGAGUACGGUUAUGUCUGGUAAAAAAUUACAAACAUUUAGUGCAACUGGCGAUGAAAAUGUAACUGAUCGUGUCAAAUUAGAAGAAAAAAAUGAACUUAGUCCACAUGCUGUUACAAUAUUAUUGAGAGAUUUAGAACCAAUACAAGGAAGAUCAUUAGUUGAUUUUUCUGAUUAUUCAAUUCAACAACCUGGUCGAUAUGAAAUUCGUGUUGUCAGCAUGGAAAGACCUGAAAUUCACACACCAUGGCAUAAAAUCGUCGUGGGUUCUAAAUUAACAGAUAUAAAACCGGUCUACGAGCAUCUUUAUCCUAACAAUAACCAACUUAAUUCGUUGUCAUCAGAAACGCCACAUUUUUUCAGAAAAGAUUAUAAUUCAUUAGAUAGACAACCAGAAGACACCAAUCAAGGUUUGUUUACAGCAAUCUAUGAACCGGUGCUAGAUGAACGCUUAGCAUCUAUAAGAUCAACAUUUUAUCCUGUAAAAAGCAAUAUUUAUUCUUUCUCAAAAAAAAGAACACCAAUAGCAACAGAACAUUUAAUCGCUUAUAAAUAUAUAUCAGAGGAAAGUACAUCAGACAACAAUAACGACGACGACGACGACAACAUGACAGGGAAAAUAACAAGCAAUCAGUACCAUCCAGUAACUCAUACGACGCACGCAAUGACAAGUGAUAAUGAAUUUAGAAGACAUAAAAGAAACGGUACCAACGAAUCUUCUUCCACAAGCAGAAGAGCAGGACAAUCGGAGAAACAAGAAGCUCAACAACGUUAUGAUAGCAAUUAUGAAAAUGAUAGACCAUCUCGAUCAAGAUCCUAUGGAAAACAAGAAAAAAAUGAGAGUUCAGGUUCAAUUAGUAGAACAAAACUCCAGCCAAAGUUAUCACAAGAAUAUAAAAGUCAUCAACAACAACAGCAAAGUUCGAUUAAUACUGGUAGUGAAAGUGAAAAUGAACAGUUUACAGGCAAAAGGAUAAAUAAUUCUAUACAGCCAAUAAAUCGUUCGAAACAUAGAACAAAUUUCAAUCAAUCGUCACCAAGAGAAAAAGAGAAGAACGAGCAUCAUAAUCCAUAUGAUAAUCGUACAUUUGAUCAGAACAUUCAAACAUUAGAUUCACAAGAUGAUGAAAUAACAUAUCAGGGACAAGUAUCGCCGUAUACUAGUAAUUACUUAACACCUACAAAAUAUCGGGUAAAAUCACGUCCAGCACUUAGUUCUCAUACAUAUAACUCUGAUACAGUUACGUAUACAAAUGUUAUCGUUCCAUCUAGUUAUAAUCGUACACCAUCGAUACCUAGAUAUGAACAACCAAAAUCAUCUACAUCUACAACUGGGCAUAAAACAAAACAAAAUACAUCCACCAAAUGUCCUCGUUCAAUUAUUCUAGAAGACUGGGAACACUCAGAUGAAUGGGGCGAGUACACGAUGCCAGCGACAAAUCAGCACGAACGCUAUUUGACACCAACACGAUUUCGUGAAGCAUCAAAAAAUCAAUUAAAACAAAAACAGCGACCUAAGUCUUUGAGUCAAAGCUAUAGUACUGAUAACUCCGAUAGUGCGAAUGACUCUGAUGAUAGUAUAAAUGGAGUGAUAGAUAAAACAAAGCUAAACAAUGGCAAACGUCAAGUUCCGUUAUACUCAGCAUUGGAUGAUAAACAAUAUCACAUUCAAGGUGGAGAUUUAUCAGUGAGACCCGUGAUACCAGAAGAAAAAAAUUUAUAUAAUUAUAUUCCAACUCAUACAGAAUUGACGUUCAAAGCCGUUGUUCAAGGUCCAGGUAAACUUUACGCGCUCCAACGAGCAGAUCAAGUAAUUAAUCGAAUAAAACAAAAGGAUCAGAAUACAUUGCAAAAAUCCACUAGUGGCGACAGUUUACUAUCAAAAAAAAACAAUGAAACACAUAUCAAUCAUUCUCCAAGAUUACACCCAGCUGGCGAAUCACUAAUAGUUAAUGAUAAUAAUCCACAACGAAACCGGGAGGAGCCUAUCGUAACUAUGCCAGAUAAGAAAAAUAAUGAUCAUCUGAUCUAUGAUGAUCAAAAGCCGGUAUCAGCCGGAAAGUCAACUAUAUAUGAAUCUAACAGCCCUAUUAAUGUGCCACAAAACGUGCCACAAACUUUAUAUUCUCCUACUAAUGAGACAAAAGAUCAACGAAAAGCAUCUGUAAUAGCAAACCAACCGUCACACGGUUAUGGACUCUAUGAAAGUAUUGACUCUCCAUCGCCGAUAUUAUCACCAAAAAAUACCACGUCUCAGAAUAGUCAGGUUCAGAUAUCCGACGAAAGAUAUAAUUUUGGCCCUUCACCAUCUAAUCCUAUUUAUUUACAACAUGGAAAACAAAUUAGCCGUGAAACAAUUGAGGAAGAUGAACAAGAAGAAAACGAUGGAAACCAUUCUAUAUAUCAAGUAUUAGGACAGUCACCGGUAAACAAUGGGUCGAAUAGAAUUAAUCGCAAUGGAAGACUACAGCAACGUGAACCACAGUCCCAUCAAGAUGAAGAGAGCCCGUACGCGGACGCAGAUCCUCCACUAACGCUAUUGACAAAUGCUGAAACAAAUACCUCUGAUUCAUUGCAAGGUUAUAAUAUACCGAAAAGUCGGUAUUAUCGGUCUUUCGAAACUACACCAUCUUAUGACGAACGUCGUACUACCUCCACAUCUGUGAAACAGCAUGAUAGAGUUUAUGAAAAUACUUAUGAUCCGAAACUAAAAUCUAAUUAUGUCAACCGCGAGUCAUCAGUAUAUGACAAUGCACAAGAUACACAAUCAAGAACAUCAUUCUCAUCACACGUUCGACCUGGUGCAAUUUCAUCGACGGAUCCUGACAUAGAAACACCACCAUCACAUACUAAUAAGCGAAUAUCUGACUAUGACGAGCAGGCACAGUCUUCUAGUGUUAUUGAAUCCCUUCCUCAGCAAUAUAACACAUCCGAUCAACAACAACAACCGCAACAGUCACAUCAUCCAACACGAUAUGAAUCCAACAGAACAAUAUCAUCACAAUAUUCCAAUAGUGACAAGAGUAAUGUGUCAAAGAUCGAUAACAAGAAAAAAAACAAGAAGAAAUGA